This is a messenger RNA of Parastagonospora nodorum SN15, 495 nucleotides long. RefSeq lists its product as hypothetical. Lineage: Eukaryota; Fungi; Ascomycota; Dothideomycetes; Pleosporales; Phaeosphaeriaceae. The transcript has a single exon. The record is from RefSeq and is a predicted model, not a curated record. The coding region runs from base 1 to 495 and encodes 164 amino acids.
AUGGACGAAGACGGAAAGACCGCGAUACUGGCUGCUAUAUCUGCGCGCUCGCAGGAGCCUUUUUCGGACAAGAUCCUCUACUAUCCCGCCAUCGACUCCGUGCAAAUUAUCUACGAAGGCACGCCUGAACACAGCCCAGCUCGCAAGCUCCUCGUAACUCUGUACACCAACUUCGUCACCUUCGCUUUCGUCACGGAGAAGUCCGAUGCAGUUCCCAAGGACUUUCUCCACGAUCUGUCUCUCGGUCUCUUGACUCAGCGCCCUCUGUCCAAGACUCUCAAGGACGUUCUGGAUGAGAAAAAGGCUACUGAUACGUCUCUACGACUUGCCAUGGAAGGGUUAGGAUGCGCCGGUGAAGAUGUUAAACAUGUUCGCAAACAAAUGGCCGCGUUGUUGAGGGAGAACACUCAGCUCAAAGCAAAUGCUCAACGGGGAUUGGUGCAUAGUCCCUUCGGCAGUAGCCGCGCUGUGUCGUAUGCAACUGACAGUGACUGA